GCUGUCUCUCCUCCCGUUCUUACACCGCCGCUGGCUCCUCCCGUCUUCAGCGAGUUCUCCUCUCUUCUGCCAUUACUUUUAGGAGAAUCGCAACCGGUGGGUCAAACAAAGAAUCAUGGUUAAAGCUAAGGCGUGGAUCCUGAUCAAGCACUUUGAAGGCUUCCCAAAGGACAGCGACUUUCAACUCAAGGUGGAGGAGCUUCCCAAUCCCAAAGAUGGAGAGGUGCUCAUUGAAGCUGUGUUUCUCAGUGUGGACCCAUACAUGAGGCCGUUCAGCAAGAUUCACAUGAAAGAAGGCGAUGUGAUGAUUGGAACUCAAGUGGCCAAAGUGAUCCAAAGUAAGAACCCGGCAUUUCCUGUGGGAAGCCAUGUUGUUGGUGAUUGCGGCUGGAGAACCCACACGAUCUCUGAUGGGAAAGACCUCCUUCCCCUCAUGUCCGAGUGGCCGAAAGACGUCUCGUUGUCCCUGGCUCUGGGAACCAUCGGCAUGCCAGGGAUGACGGCUCUUUACGGGAUAGAAGACGUCUUGGGACUGCAGAAGGGCGAGACCCUGCUGGUGAAUGCGGCAGCAGGGGCAGUGGGCUCCGUGGUGGGCCAGAUUGCCAAGAUCAAGGGCUGUAAGGUGGUGGGUUCUGCAGGGUCUGAUGCCAAGGUGGCUUACCUCAAAGAACUGGGCUUUGACAAGGUCUUCAACUACAAGACCGUUGGUUCCCUGGAGGAGGAGCUGAAGAAGGCUUCCCCAGAGGGAUACGACUGCUUCUUUGAAAAUGUGGGAGGUCCUUUUUUCACUGUUGCCUUGCAACAGAUGAAGAACUUUGGGAGAAUAGCCGUGUGUGGAGGCAUUGCUACGUACAAUGAUGAAACUCCACAGAAAGGUCCAUACCCCCACACCGACAUCAUUCUUAAGCAGCUCAAGAUUGAGGGCUUCAUGCACAGGAGGUGGGAGCACAAGCACCUUCCGUCCUCCAAGAGGCUGAUGGGGUGGUUGAAAGAGGGCAAACUGCAGUGUCGGGAGCACUUCACAAAAGGUUUUGAAAAAAUGCCAGCUGCCUUUAUGGGGAUGCUGCAGGGAGAGAACAUCGGCAAGGCUAUCAUUGCAGUCUGAUGUGCAAACGCAGGAUCACUGGAGAAGAAUCAGCAUUAAUAACACAUCAUGUCAUGUUAUUACGGAAUUCAUACUUGAAGGACUUAGUGACAGAUACAACUAACUGUCAGUUAACACUUGAUUCUUUUAACUCCUGAUCAUUUUGUGAAACUGUUCUACUUGUUUUGUUCAAAUUUUAUAUGAAAUGCAUUGAAAGAUAAAGAAAGAAUAAAGCAAAUUUACAA
Messenger RNA from Scatophagus argus, 1329 nucleotides. RefSeq names its product prostaglandin reductase 1-like. The coding region runs from base 116 to 1105 and encodes 329 amino acids. The transcript has 9 exons. The record is from RefSeq and is a predicted model, not a curated record. Gene Ontology annotation, cellular component: cytoplasm. Gene Ontology annotation, biological process: prostaglandin metabolic process. Gene Ontology annotation, molecular function: 2-alkenal reductase [NAD(P)H] activity; 15-oxoprostaglandin 13-reductase [NAD(P)+] activity. NCBI's taxonomy places the organism in Eukaryota, Metazoa, Chordata, Actinopteri, Scatophagidae.